Lactuca sativa (garden lettuce) is the source of this 1937-nucleotide messenger RNA. Its product is annotated as mitochondrial phosphate carrier protein 3, mitochondrial. Gene Ontology annotation, biological process: mitochondrial phosphate ion transmembrane transport. The record is from RefSeq and is a predicted model, not a curated record. Gene Ontology annotation, cellular component: mitochondrial inner membrane. Gene Ontology annotation, molecular function: phosphate transmembrane transporter activity. Lineage: Eukaryota; Viridiplantae; Streptophyta; Magnoliopsida; Asterales; Asteraceae.
UUCCGCAAUUAAUGUCAUCUUCAUCUUUCUCAUACGAAACCCUCACGUUAGCUCUCUGUGAAUUCGAACCUUACCUCUGAUCUCGAUCUCGAAGAAACAUUUCACGCACAAUCACGAUGGAAUUCAUGGAUAACUCAAGGCGACCUUUGAUCCCCAGCUUCCUCUACUCUCCUACGAGAUUCAUUGAUUUUGAGCAAAAUUUGACGGUGAAUCAACGGAACUCUUUUUCGUCUUCGAGGUCUACGCCGUUGGUUUCAUCAUCGCCAUCACCUUCGACGCAGAAAAGAGGUUUCGUGAUACCUGCUCCUAGCGAGCAGCGUAAGAUCGCGAUGUUUUCUCCGGCUUAUUACGGAGCAUGUACAGCUGGUGGUAUUUUCAGUUGCGGUCUCACUCACAUGGCCGUCACUCCGCUGGAUCUCGUCAAAUGUAAUAUGCAGAUAAACCCUACAAAGUACACGGGAAUUGCUUCUGGUUUUGGAGUAUUGCUGAAAGAGCAGGGAGUGAAAGGAUUCUUCAGGGGUUGGGCUCCAACCUUGUUUGGUUACAGUGCACAAGGUGCUUGCAAGUUUGGAUUUUAUGAAUUCUUCAAGAAAACCUACUCUGACAUGGCUGGCCCUGAGUUUGCAACCAAAUACAAAACAUUGAUCUUCCUUGCUGGCUCUGCAUCUGCUGAAUUCAUUGCUGAUAUUGCUCUUUGCCCUUUCGAGGCAGUUAAAGUUCGUGUCCAAACAAAACCUGGAUAUGCCAAAGGUAUUUCAGAUGGCCUUCCAAAGUUUAUCAAAGCUGAUGGUGUCUCUGGGCUUUAUAAGGGAUUAGCUCCUCUUUGGGGACGACAAAUUCCAUAUACAAUGAUGAAGUUUGCAUCUUUUGAGAAAAUUGUGGAGAUUUUGUACAUGUAUGCUAUUCCCAUGCCAAAAGAUCAAUGCAGCAAAAGGUUGCAGCUUGGAGUGAGCUUUGCUGGUGGUUAUGUAGCUGGUGUUUUCUGUGCCAUUGUCUCUCACCCUGCUGAUAAUUUGGUCUCUUUUCUUAACAAUGCUCCAGGUGCUACUGCUGGUGAUGCUGUGAAGAAGCUUGGGAUGGUGGGUCUAUUCACACGUGGACUUCCUCUUCGUAUUUUUAUGAUUGGAACUCUCACGGGAGCACAGUGGGGUAUUUAUGAUGCUUUCAAAGUCUUUGUUGGCCUGCCUACUACUGGUGGUUCUGCUCCUCCUGCUAAGUAAAGUUAUGGUGAAUGGGUGAAAGCUGAGUGAGUUUGUAUUGUGAAGGGCAUGCAUGGUGAAUGUCGGUAUAAUUAAAUAACAUUAGGUUAGAUUCACAAUCACAACUGUCAUUGCUUUUGUUACUAUUAUUAUAGAUUACAAAAUGAAUGUUUGUUAUGUAUGACGCAAGUUAAUUUCAACUUGUUUUUUUUUAUUUUUAUUUUUAUUUUCAAUGAGAUAAUUAAUUAUGAUUAUACACAAAUAUACCAUCGCUAUUUAUCUUAAGUAAGAAUUCAUUAUGAUUACUUUUAUGCUAAAUAUAUUCAUUGAAUUGUUUGUAAUAAAGGUGGCAACUCAAAAAUUGCAAAAUUUGGUUCAGACUAAAUAGAGGCCGGUAUAGGGGUUAGCAUUAGGCCCGGACAAGCUUUUGGACCAGACCGGUUUUGCAGAAAUUAGUGGACCUUGGACCGGAUCUAUUGAGGCUUACCAUGUCUAGGUUCGGUUUGAAGGUCCAAAUGCUCAUCCCUAGGCUAGUAUAGCAAAAAUAGGAGGUAAUCUAUUACAAGAUCACCAUCUUAACAUCUUUUAGGAAUAUCACAAAAAAAUCGCAUAAACUUUGCAAAAUUAUUAUAACUCAGGUAGCUAUUCCUUUAAGAGCAUAUUCGAUAAAGCUAGUUGGUCAUUGGAAGCUCGAAAUUGUAGCUUCUAUUUGUAUAUGGGUAUGUUGCAAAAGUUUUU